UAUUUGUUAUUUAAAUUUGACAAAUGAAUAAUUAUAUAAAGAAAUAAAUCAAUACAAGAAUAUGAUACUUUAUUUUUCUAUUAUUUUUUGAAUCAGGUAAUGUGUGAUCGGUAUUGAUUUUCAUUUACCUAUUGAAACUAUGAGUAUGACAUAUGAUCAAUUUAUGGAAUAUGCUUUGGAUUUCAAAAACCAUUCGGACUCAAUCGACGACGGUUGGAAUAUUCAUGAAUACAAAAACCAAAUGACUGGGAGUAUUAUAAAAUAUUUAGUUAAAAAGGAGAUGCAAAAAAUGAAUAAGUUUUUAGCCAAUCCUCACAAUUCAGAGUUUCAUUUGGAAGAAGACAGUGAAACAAUCAUAUGUGAAUAUCAUGUGUUAUACAAUCCUAGUUAUUCAAGUCCAGAUAUGUUUUUUAACAUGUGGUUUACAAAUGGGAAAUUACUGUCAAUAGAGCAUAUAUGGUCACGGGUGCAUUCUUUUGUUAAACAGCAAGUAAAUAAUGACAAAUGGAAUGCUAUAACUCAAAAGGAACAUCCGUUAAGUGGGAUACCAUUUUUUAGAGUACAUCCUUGUAAGAAUACUCAUAUUUUGGAUAACUUAGGUGUUUCUUCUGUGAAAACUUUUGAGUUCAAUCCCCUUACAACCUGGUUGAGUACUAUAAGUUCUCUUGUUGGCUUAGAAAUGCACUUAUCAUAUGGUCAUAAAAAUAUUGUUUCAUAUAAUUAAUUUUUAAUUGUUCUUCAUGCAUCGUUUUAAUAUAUAAAAUUUGUUUUAUUUAUUUGAUGUUUUACAAUAAGACUAAAUGCUACUUUACUUUAAAAUUAAAAUAUUUAUGCUUAUUUUAAAUUACGUGAUUGUAUUUGUUUU
Sipha flava (yellow sugarcane aphid) is the source of this 865-nucleotide messenger RNA. RefSeq names its product ubiquitin-like-conjugating enzyme ATG10 (gene Atg10). The record is from RefSeq and is a predicted model, not a curated record. NCBI's taxonomy places the organism in Eukaryota, Metazoa, Arthropoda, Insecta, Hemiptera, Aphididae. Gene Ontology annotation, biological process: protein lipidation; macroautophagy; protein modification by small protein conjugation. Bases 140 to 724 code for a protein of 194 amino acids. The transcript is spliced from 6 exons. Gene Ontology annotation, cellular component: intracellular anatomical structure. Gene Ontology annotation, molecular function: Atg12 transferase activity.